CUGCGGCCUGGCCAAAUGGUAGCAUCCGAGGUUGCGGGUUUCGCGCCUGCGCAGUGCGGCGCCUAGGGGGAACGUGAGAGGGAGACGGACGUUGAGAGAACGAGGAGGAAGGAGAGAAAAUGGCGUCCACGGAUUACAGUACCUAUAGCCAAGCUGCAGCCCAGCAGGGCUACAGUGCUUACACCGCCCAGCCAACUCAAGGAUAUGCACAGACCACCCAGGCAUAUGGGCAACAAAGCUAUGGAACUUAUGGACAGCCUACUGAUGUCAGCUAUACCCAGGCUCAGACCACUGCCACCUACGGGCAGACUGCAUAUGCAACUUCUUACGGACAGCCUCCCACUGGUUAUACCACUCCAACUGCCCCGCAGGCAUACAGCCAGCCUGUCCAAGGAUAUGGCACUGGUGCUUAUGACACCACCACUGCUACAGUCACCACAACGCAGGCCUCUUACGCAGCUCAGUCUGCAUAUGGCACCCAGCCUGCCUACCCAGCUUAUGGCCAGCAGCCAGCAGCCACCGCACCUACAAGACCACAGGAUGGUAACAAGCCGGCUGAGACUAGUCAACCUCAAUCUAGCACAGGGGGUUAUAACCAACCCAGCCUAGGAUAUGGACAGAGUAACUACAGUUAUCCCCAGGUACCUGGGAGCUACCCAAUGCAGCCAGUCACCGCACCUCCAUCUUAUCCUCCGACCAGCUACUCCUCUUCACAGCCGACUAGUUACGAUCAGAGCAGUUACUCUCAGCAGAACACCUAUGGGCAGCCGAGCAGCUAUGGACAGCAGAGUAGCUAUGGUCAACAAAGCAGCUAUGGGCAGCAGCCUCCCACUAGUUACCCCCCUCAGACUGGAUCCUACAGCCAGGCUCCAAGUCAAUAUAGCCAACAGAGCAGCAGCUACGGGCAGCAGAGUUCAUUCCGACAGGACCACCCCAGUAGCAUGGGUGUUUAUGGGCAGGAGUCUGGAGGAUUUUCCGGACCAGGAGAGAACCGGAGCUUGAGUGGCCCUGAUAACCGGGGCAGGGGAAGAGGGGGAUUUGAUCGUGGAGGCAUGAGCAGAGGUGGGCGGGGAGGAGGACGCGGUGGAAUGGGGUUACAAAGUGAGAGCCUUGUAUACACUUCAAUACUUAAAAAGUACCCGUACUCAGUACUCAGCCGGCAGCAUAAUGAAAAGUGGGACUAGACACGGUGUCCAUAUGGAGAGGAAAAAUAUACAUAGAAUAUUUUAAACAAAAUGUAUUCAUUGUAUAAAUGGAAUCCUUCUGUAACUUUGGUAACUGCAUACUUGUUGUUUGGUAAUGAACCAGAGGAGGUAUAAUACUCUAGAAUUGUGUAACAUUAAAGUGUAAACUUUGUGUUUAAAGAGA
Messenger RNA from Mastomys coucha (southern multimammate mouse), 1368 nucleotides. RefSeq names its product EWS RNA binding protein 1 (gene Ewsr1). The record is from RefSeq and is a predicted model, not a curated record. The coding region runs from base 120 to 1184 and encodes 354 amino acids. The transcript has 9 exons. NCBI's taxonomy places the organism in Eukaryota, Metazoa, Chordata, Mammalia, Rodentia, Muridae.